AAAGCAGCCAAAAUAAGACAAGCGAUAUUGCAGCCCUGCUCAAAAAGCCGCUAAGCAACGCACAGCUGACGCACAGUGCUGUGUAGCCCUGCAGUCACCUAUCCAUUGACUAAGCCUGACUUAAGUGCAGCUCAGCCAUCAUGAAGAUGGGAAUGGGCUACACAGUACUCUCGCGAUUGCGAACCCUAGCACGCUACACAAUCGCCUACGCUUGUAUAACCCAUUGCACGUUUGAGUAUGUGGGUGACUUUGUUUUGUGCAAAGGACCCUCCAUGGAGCCAACGCUCUUCUCAGAUAACGUGCUGCUGACGGAACGCCUAUCCAAAUAUUGGCGUAAAUAUCAAUCCGGCGAUAUUAUUAUUGCCGUUUCGCCGGUUAAUGCCAGCCAGUAUAUAUGCAAACGCAUUGUGGCCGUGUCCGGUGAGAAGAUAACGACACUUAAGCCACAUCCUAUUGAGGCGGAAUCAGCAUCAAAACAGCCGAGCGAAAUAUCUAUGGUUACGGAUUAUGUGCCGCAUGGCUGUGUUUGGAUCGAGGGCGAUAAUAAGAGCAAUAGUUCGGAUUCACGUUACUAUGGGCCCAUACCGCUUGGACUGAUACGAAGUCGAGUCGUCUGUCGCAUUUGGCCACUCUCGGAGCUAACGGGCCUGUAGUACCAACGCAAGGCCACAAAUUUAUAGUUGUUAACUUCCCUUUUAAUGUAAAUUAACGACCAGUACAAAUAAAAGCUGAAAACAUGCAUGACAAAA
Drosophila virilis is the source of this 749-nucleotide messenger RNA. RefSeq names its product mitochondrial inner membrane protease subunit 1. Gene Ontology annotation, cellular component: mitochondrial inner membrane peptidase complex; membrane. NCBI's taxonomy places the organism in Eukaryota, Metazoa, Arthropoda, Insecta, Diptera, Drosophilidae. Gene Ontology annotation, molecular function: serine-type endopeptidase activity. The record is from RefSeq and is a predicted model, not a curated record.